AUGUCGGUUUUCGUUUACAUGUCCCGUUGGCAGCAGCAGGUGGAGUUGGCAGCACAGGGGCCAGUAGGGGUAUGUAAUGACUCCGCGGGUGGUGGUGUGUGCAUGUGGGCUCAACGCCUCUCCUCAACGCCUCUCCUCAACGCUUCUCCUCUCCACCUUUCUAUGUAUGUGUGUGUCGCCCUGUUGUCGUUUCGCCAUGUUGCCUCUUUGCCAUGCUUCCAUGUACCCUUGUGCCUGAACAGUGCAGCAGGUGGAGUGGGAGACGGCAGCAACACAGUUUCGCGUUCAGCUGAUGAAAAUCAGUCUGACGCUGACAGGACUCUUGCUGCCGCGGGGCUGAUUCGUUUGGAGCGUAUCCUUAAAACGAGGAUAGCUACAGUGGAGGCGAUGCUGAAGAGCUUGCAGCAUGAGAGGGAGGGAGUGGGAGAAGGGAGGGGGGUAUCUGAGGAAAAGGAGGAGGGAGAAGGGGAGAGGAAAGAGAGAGGUGGGAAGGAGGAUGAGGAGGACGAUCUGCCAUCAUGGGUGGAUACAGCUGCUGCUGCUGCUGCUGCUGCUGCUGCUGCUGCUGCUGCUGGAUCUGCUGCUGCUGGAUCUGCUGCUGGUGGGAGCAGUGGCAGCAACAGCGGCAGUAAAGCAGGGAGAGAGUUGGUGGUGGAAGGAGAUGAGUGGGAUGAAACAGGAGCAAAGGAUGAGGAAGGCAUGGCGGCUGAGAGUGGGCAGGCACUCAAUACCACUCGCAACGACCCCUCCUCUCCUCCUCAGUCACCCAACACUACCCUCCCUCCCCACCUCUCCCUCCUCCUCUCUCACCUCACUCCCUCCCACCUUCCCCCAGUCUGUCGCACCGACCCGACAACCCACUCCCUCUCCCCCAUCUCCGCCUCUCUCUUUCCCCCUCCCCCCCGCCUCAUCCCCUGGAACCCCCACCCCCGCCGCUACCUGCUUGCCACAUGCACACAUGGCCGCACCUCCAACCACCUGCUCUGUAUUAGAAGGUAG
Molecule: messenger RNA, 999 nt
Organism: Closterium sp. NIES-65
Lineage: Eukaryota; Viridiplantae; Streptophyta; Zygnematophyceae; Desmidiales; Closteriaceae
Source: the annotation of a GenBank genome assembly